UGUUUGUGUACAUCCCAAUUGUUGUUGAUUUUUCUACGGUUUCUGUUAAUUUUCUGUUGACUUGAAAACGAAAACUAGUUAGCUCAAUAGUUAAUCAUGAUAAUUAUUGUGUGUGCAGUUAUUGUUUUAUGGUUGUGCCAACGAUGCCAAGUAAUGUGUCGCGUUGGCUCAGAAGUGACAGCUCCCUAUUUGAAUUGUAUAUUGCAUAACAUAACAACAUUGCAAGUGCAUAAAACGUACAGUACACUGGUGCAUGAGAGACCCGAGCUCUACAGCUGACUGAAUAACACCGCAUGCCUCUAAUUGAUAAAUGGUCCGAGCUAUGAAAACAGUUGAUUCAUGGCUCAACAGCAUUGUUAUCAGUAGGCGACAUAUGACAGGCGCUGGGUGUAACGUUCGCCCUCUACGGGUUUACACCCCCCGUCAACCUUCUGUUCUGAAGCUACUGCACCGGGACUCUGAGUCAUCUGUCGAAAUGCAUGUGUUGCUUCUGAAAGAACCAAGAGAGGGAGGCUCUGGACCAGAUCCUUACAUCAAGGAGCUGGCAUCCCGUGGACACAAACCAACCUUAAUUCCUGUGUUGUCGUUUACAUUUGUUUCCUUGAACACUUUGUCAGACAAGUCUCUACUCCUACAGCUGUUCCAGCCAGAACGACAUGGCGGGCUGAUUUUUACCAGCCCGAGGGCGGUGGAGGCAGUCAAAAUGUGUCUUGAAGAUGAUGAAAGAACGGAACAGUGGAACAAUGACAUAAAAGACAAAUGGAAUGCCAAGUCCAUCUAUGUUGUUGGGAAGGCUACUGCAGCGCUAGGUGAGUAAUUGAUCACGAAACAUUAACUUACUGGCAUUGAAACACUUCUAUUCAGCGUGGAGCUCUU
Molecule: messenger RNA, 876 nt
Organism: Oncorhynchus gorbuscha (pink salmon)
Lineage: Eukaryota; Metazoa; Chordata; Actinopteri; Salmoniformes; Salmonidae
Product: uroporphyrinogen-III synthase-like
Exons: 5
Coding region: 311-817 (168 amino acids)
Biological process (GO): uroporphyrinogen III biosynthetic process
Molecular function (GO): uroporphyrinogen-III synthase activity
Source: RefSeq, a predicted model, not a curated record